GGGGUGCUGGUCUUGAUGCUUUGUUUUGUUCCUUUCCUGCAGAAUUCGAUCCGGCACAACUUGUCACUCCACAGCCGAUUCGUCAGGGUGCAGAAUGAAGGCACCGGGAAAAGCUCUUGGUGGAUGAUCAAUCCAGAUGGUGGAAAAGGCGGCAAGGCGCCCCGGAGGCGCGCUGUGUCAAUGGACAACAGCAACAAGUACACCAAGAGCAGAGGGCGGGCGGCAAAGAAAAAGGCAGCCCUGCAGACAGCCCAGGAGACGAGUGAGGACAGCCCUUCCCAGCUCUCCAAGUGGCCAGGGAGUCCCACCUCCCGCAGCAGCGACGAGCUGGAUGCAUGGACAGAUUUUCGCUCCCGUACAAAUUCAAACGCCAGUACGAUCAGUGGCCGCUUGUCACCAAUUUUGGCAAGCACCGAGCUCGAUGAUGUUCAAGAUGAUGAUGCUCCACUUUCUCCCAUGCUGUACAGUAGUCCAUCGAGCUUGUCCCCGUCGGUAAACAAACCGUGCACUGUGGAGUUGCCUAGGUUGACUGAUAUGGCUGGGACAAUGAACUUGAAUGAUGGACUGACUGAUAACCUCAUGGAUGAUCUCUUGGACAAUAUAACACUCCCUCCCUCCCAGCAGUCACCCACAGGAGGGAUAAUGCAGAGAAGCUCCAGUUUUCCUUAUGGUUCCAAAGGUUCAGGGCUGGGCUCCCCAUCAAGUAGUUUCAACAAUGCUGUGUUUGGGCCAUCAUCCCUGAAUUCCCUCCGCCAGUCGCCCAUGCAGACGAUUCAGGAGAACAAGCAGGCCACCUUCUCUUCCAUUUCUCAUUACAACAACCAGACGCUGCAGGAUCUCCUCACCUCUGAUGCGCUUAGUCACAGCGAUGUCAUGAUGACACAGUCUGACCCACUCAUGUCACAAGCCAGCACAGCUGUGUCCGCCCAGAAUUCCCGCAGGAAUAUAAUGCUCCGCAAUGACCCCAUGAUGUCGUUUGCCGCGCAGUCCAGCCAGGGCGGUCUGGUCAGUCAGAACCUGUCCCAUCACCAGCACCAGUCCCACAACUCCUCUCUUAGUGGCAGCCGUGCCUUGUCCAAUUCCAUCAGUAACAUAGGCUUGAGUGACUCCAACAGCUUGGGAUCCACCAAACAUCAGCAGUCACCUGUCAGUCAGUCUAUGCAAACACUUUCUGACCCGCUGUCAGGCUCCUCUUUGUACUCCUCUAGCGUGAAUCUCCCGGCCAUGGGACACGAGAAGUUCCCCAGUGACUUGGACCUGGACAUUUUCAAUGGGAGCCUGGAGUGUGACAUGGAGUCCAUUAUCCGCAGUGAACUCAUGGAUGCCGAUGGGCUGGAUUUUAACUUUGAUUCCCUCAUCUCAGCUCAGAACGUUGUCAGUCUGAAUGUGGGGAACUUCACUGGUGCUAAACAGGCUUCAUCACAGAGUUGGGUACCAGGCUGAAGGAUCUUUGAGAACAGGGAAAACGGGCAAACAGGCCCUCAAACUGACACGAGAUGUAGAGAGAGAACCCUUUGCCAAAUCUGCUGUCAGCAAGUGGACAGUGAUACUGUUUACAGCUUACGACCUUUGUGAACCCUGCAUUAUUUUCCUAAUGAAGCAGACUGUUAAUAGGCCCCUUACUGGAGUGAAGAAUCUACUUUUUUUCCUCCCUCUUUUUCUUUUUUUUUUCUUUUUUUGUUGAAAAUUGAACUCAUUCUGAAGUAUGCAAAAUCUUCCUUUUCUGGGAUGGCCAAGCACCUGCUGUGGAGACAAUGUUCAGCACCAUCCUGUUGAGAACACACUGUGUAGCCUUUACACUAGUUACUUGUCAAUGAGUAUGUGGUGUUUCAAUAUAUUAAUGGUUUAUGGGAUGUUUUAAGUUGGCUUUUCUUUUUGGAGGUUUUCCCUAUCUGCCCACCCUCCCCCUCCUACAGCCUCCAGUUUUAUUUCCGUAGAUUUUGAACCAUUUUUGCUUUCUCUCCCUGGGGAAUCUGAGGCACUGUGCACAUGAAUGGCAAUGACUGUAACCCAGCACCGCUCAGGUGUCAGGGUUUUCUGUAGGUACAGCGUUUGUCAGUCCUGUCAGCCAGCUGGAUUCCAGAGAGGGGAUGUGCGUGCCCUGCUUGUUUGUUGGGUUGGUUGGUUUGUUUCUUUCUUAUUCUUUCCUUAAGUUUAAUGGUACACCCCUGUUUUCCGUAAGGGUCAGCCCAGAGCUGGUUGCAAAGCAGGGGAAGCUGGUGGGUGCCUCUUGGCUCAUAAGGACAGACUGACAGCGGGUGCCACUGCCCUCACAGGCACCGAGGCAGGAGCCCCUCUCCUGCCCACUGGAGCAGGCUCCCCUCCUGCCUUAGGGUAGCAAAGCUGCCCUCACUGCUCUGGGGAGCUGGUGAGGAGUUGCAGGCUGAGCUGCCACACGAGGUGGAUGUAGUCACCUGUAGAGAUGUGUUUGGAAGGACUUAAAGGAAACCGAGUGGCUGGGCGUCGGCAGGUGACUUGCAGUGACAAUGAGGAGCUGAGGCACAGAUCACUGCAGAGUGUGUUAUGGCAUUAGUGAUCCUGUUUAUUUUUGUUGUUGUUGUUGUUUUCGACACAUCCUUGAUUAUUUUUUCCUUCUCAUUAUGUAUAAUCCAUUGUGGCAGAAGAAGCAGGAGUGGGAAUGGCACAGUAUCAUGCAAAUGGCUUUUCAUAUGAGCAUAGAUUGUAGCAGGAUAAAUGACACUGAAAGACAAGGCAGUUUUAUAUAUUUUGCUUCUAAGAUUUUCUUUUGUAAAAUGGAUAAUAAUUAAUAAUAAUAAUGAAUAAAAGGUAUGGUGCUGUAUAGAUCCUCUCUAUAAUCUGGAAAGUUUGAUUACUUUUUAUUAGUAUCUGGGGGAGGGAGGGAUACAAAAAAAGAGGGGAAAACACCAGUGGUACAUAGGAAUUUGGUAUGAAGAGGUUCUGAAUAGGACAGUGUAUACAUAAUUCUCCAAAGCGAUAUAUGAAGUUUUUUUUUUUCCUUUGCAUUAAAGCAUUAUGCAUAUAAAUAUAUAAAUAUAUUUUAUUAUGUACAGAAAUGGAUCAUUAUGCAUGGAUGUUAGGAAAACAAAACUAGCAUUUUAACCCAAGGUCUCAGUGCAUGAGUUCCCACCAACCCGUGUCCCAUGCAAUGUGGAGUGACUCCCUCUCGCCACUGCCACCACACGUGCACAGUCAUGCACCAACACUCACACGCAUUCGUGGGCCCUUCCUCACUCCUUACCUUCCAGGUCCCUGAGGUGAUGUUGGUGAAGCAAUGGCUCCUUGUGUGAUGGAAGUUUUGGUUUUUUACCUUAGCCCCCAUGCUGUUCUCUCAUAAAGAUGCACCUCUUGGUUUCUCCCCCCAGUUACGACUGUGUAGGCUCUGUACAGUUGUGGGUAGCAUAGCCCUGUAGCAUAUCAACUCUUUCAAGCAGCCAAGGGUUUAUCAUUUGCCUUUUAAAACAACUUCUCUUUUCUUUUUACACUGAGGGGUUCUAUUUGUUAGCAUGUGGCCUAGUUCAUUACAUUCAUUGGAGCUGGCUGGUGCACAUUGCCCAUGUCUAUCAGCAACCAGCUUCCCAGGAUGCUUGUGUGGCACAGCUGGGCACCCUGCUUACCCGAGUCCAGUUGCAGGCACCUUUUACUGAAAUUGGUCAAGAGUUCAUCACUGGCCUCCCCUGAGUGUGUGCCAUUCGCCCAUAUCUUCCUGGUGCACCCCAAAAUGUGAGUGUAGGACUUCCCUCUGGUGUUUCUUUCACUGGGGCUUCUCUGCAGCUGCUGCCCUGAGACUGGACUUGUGCCCCAGCCCCAUGUUCUGGCUGUCAGCAGAACUCACUCAGUGGCUGCCUCUGCUGAGGUGCAGCUUUUGAUCCCUAUACAGAUGAGCCUCCAGUGAGACCGUGGUGCUGCCCAAAGACCCAUUGUCACUGAUAGAUCAGUAAAGCCUCACUCGAUGGUAUGGCCAAAGUCAGCAAACCCCAUAAUUUAUUUUUUUCUUAAUUCAGAUUCAGUUCUUGUCAAAGGCAAGGGAAGGCCUGUUGAAAACUUGAAUGAAAAGGCUGCAAAUUCUGCUCUGUUCCAGCAACUUAGCCUGCUUGGGUUCAGAGGAACUGCUUUCCACUGGCAGAAAUGAGAGAUGAAGUGAUGGCCUGCUCUGUUCAGAAAAUGGAGAAAAACCACUUGGUUUAGAGACAGCCCAUCAAUGGCAGAAAAGUUUUUUUUAGAAGAAACAAUAAAAGCAAUAGUGGCUGAAAGCCUGCCUCCCAGCAAUGUCAAGGGGAGCAUUUCCAUUGGCGUGGCUGGGACAGCUUGGGCCCCUGCUUUGGAGAACAUCCCAGCACUCAAUGAAGAGGGAUGGACCUGGCCAGUUUCUUCAGUUUGGUUUGGUUUCUAUUGCUCAGUUUUGGGGCCAAAAUUUUCAAGCAGCAGUGCCUGGUAUCAGGCACCAAACGCUGGGGACUCCAGUGUGGCCACAGGGGACGAGUUGCUCUGCCCUCAUGGCUUCCUGGAGGACGGGGAGGGGACAGGUCCCCCCAGGCCCAGGGGAAGGUCAUCGCCCUCUUCACCUGCUGAGGGGCCCAGCAAAGGCCCUGUACCCCAGAGGUGCUAGGUAAAUCUCCUUGAAUUCAAAGGGCCAGUUAUUAAGGUGUCAAAUUAAGCCUUGAAUAGUUAGUUUGAGGAACUUACAUUUUGAAAAUUUGGCCUUUGAGUCUUUGAACAUGUUUAUGCCUAGGAGUUGUCCUUGUGAAAUCAUGUCAAACAGAUGAAGGUCAAGGUCACAAUUACAUGGUUGGCUUUUUGACACUUGGACUAAACAAAAGGUCUAAAAAGGUGUUAUUUAUGCAGUUUCUAGUCACAGGUUGGAGCUUGAUUUAAUAACUUUGUAAAAGGAAUUUACUUUGAAGAAUAAUCGGAUAGUUAAACACUGCUUAACUCCAGAAAUUUUUGUGCCACUGCUUAAAAAAGUUACCUUUUAAGUCAUGUAUUUCUCCAAAAUUAUAUCAUUGCUUGGCAAUUGGUGUCCUGUAAGUGUUUCAAGUACACAGUAUACCUUUGGAAUUGCCAACAGAUGCGAAGGGGGACCAGAUACAUUUCGUAACUAUGGGUUGGAAAAAAUGGAUUGUACAUUUGGCUUCACAUGUUUAACUUUUUUUUUAAAAAGUUGCAUGAUUGGAAAAAAUAUGUAUACAGUAUCUGUAAAACUGUUUUAUCUGUUUCUGUUUCAAGCCAUGUAAAUUGGAAGAAUAUUAAAUCCACAGCCUUAUCGCGCAUGGCCGUCUUUACAUACCGAAGAGCUGAACAGUUUAUACUUUUCAUUUGGGCUAUCUUGUACUUUCAUUUGAAAGCAGACACUCUCACGUUGCAGUCUUACUGAGGAUUUUAUAUUUAAAAAAAAACAACAAAAAACCAAAAAAAAAAAAAGGAAAACAAAGAAAAAAGAUGCUGCCCUGGAGGAAUAUAUUACCUUACUACUCAGAGGUUGGAAGGAAGUUUGUUUUGGAGCAAAAUCUGCCCCUUUCCAAAUGAAGUAGAGACGCAGUGCUUACUCCACUUGGUGUUAGUAGAUAUUGCCUUGUGUAUUCCAUUUUAAAUUGUAAUCUAGUUUGUAAAAGAGAUGGUGACGCAUGUAAAUAAAGCAUAAUGAAUCUCUGCAUUGCA
Zonotrichia albicollis (white-throated sparrow) is the source of this 5637-nucleotide messenger RNA. Lineage: Eukaryota; Metazoa; Chordata; Aves; Passeriformes; Passerellidae. The record is from RefSeq and is a predicted model, not a curated record.